AUGAGGCAAGAUCUUGAGGAGACGCCAAGAAGCCAAAAGCUAUGGCUGUUUGCAAAAUGGAGUGUCGGCGUGAUCUUCACUCGCAUUAUGGCAUGUGACUCACCUAAGCAAGCUUGGGACAGGUUGAAGGAAGAGUUCAUGGGGUCCGAGAAGACCAGCAGAACAGUUGAUCAAUUUGAGGAGAGACUUGAGAACCUCAAGAUGAAGGAGUUGCUUGGUGAUGAUUUUGCUGAAAGCGUGGUUGUUGAGAAGGCAAGAAGAGCACUCGAGGGGCCUUCCAAGCAAAGGCCGAGAGAGCUCCAAUUCAAGUCGAAAAGCAAAAAGCCUUGGCUUGAGAAAAGGAGAAGUCGAGAAGAGAUUCAAGCGGAGAAGUUACCCACCAUGCACUCACUGCAAGAGGACCACACAUUCGAGAAGUUCAUUGGAGAAGACCGGAUGUUCAAUGUUGGAAAUGCAAACAAUUUGGUUAUGUUGAGAAGCUUUGCGGGAAUAAAGGCAAAGUACCAACACAACAAGAUCGAGCACGAGUUGUUGAAGAUGUUCCAUUCGGGAGGAGCAUGUCUUGAUGCAUCUUGCCUUACAACCACGAAGCGAGCCAAGUGCGGUUGGCUAGUGGAUAGUGGUGCUUUCGCAUCAUAUGGCGGUGAUGUGAGUCUGUUUAAAGAACUUGAUAGGAGUUUCAGCUCGAGGAUCAGGAUUGGGAAUGGAAACCUGAUUGAAGCUAGAGGCAAGGGAGAUGUGUUAAUCAGCUCUAGUUCGGGUAACAAGCUAAUUUCAGAUGUUUUGUAUGUGCCCGAUAUUGAUCAGAACUUGUUAAGUGUUGGUCAGUUGGUUGAGAAGGGCUACUCAUUGAUUUUUAAGAAUGGUUCUUGUGUCAUCAAGGAUUUUCUUGGGCAAGAAACUGCCACAGUUCCUAUGGCUGACAAAUGUUUCAUGUUGGAUGUUAGCCAACUUGAGAAGAAGGCUUAUUCGAGCCAGAGUGAGAGUGCUGGUCUAUGGCACAAGAGGCUAGGCCAUGUUAACUUCAAGUCACUCGAUCUGUUGCAUAGACUUGGUUUGGCAAAGGAUAUGACCAAGGUUGAGCCAUUAGAAGGUGUUUGUGAUGUAUGUCACUUGCAAGCAAGCAAGAAAGCCAUUUCUGUCGAUCAAGCCCGGAGAGCUCGAGAGAAGCUUGAGCUAGUGCAUUCGACAUUUGUGGCCCGAUGA
This is a messenger RNA of Gossypium arboreum, 1206 nucleotides long. RefSeq lists its product as uncharacterized. Lineage: Eukaryota; Viridiplantae; Streptophyta; Magnoliopsida; Malvales; Malvaceae. Bases 1 to 1206 code for a protein of 401 amino acids. The record is from RefSeq and is a predicted model, not a curated record. The transcript is spliced from 3 exons.